ACUAACUUCAGGUUGAGUUAAAUGGUGAAGUUGUAAACUGUCAUGUUAGAGUUAGACAUUUCCGUUUUUAUCAAUCUUUAACCGUAAUGUUGAUGUAACAAAUAGUUUUAUCAAAAUAAUUGCAUAAAAAAUGGAUGUACUGACAGAAGUCUCCAAAACUUCAAAGCCCUUAUCGCCGAGUGGGGAUACCCCAAAACAAAGUGAUGAUGUAGGAAAAAGAUCUAGAUCAAACACUCCUGAUAAAUCUAUUAAUUUAUCGAGAGAAAGAUCAAAAAGUCGCUCAAGAUCUAGAUCUAGAAAAUCUGAUCGUUCAAAAUCACGUAGUAGAUCACCAGGCGGGUCAAGAUCUAGGUCUGGAAGUUUAAGGAGAGGUUCAAGGUCAAGAAGUCGUUCCGGCUCUGUGCAAUCUGUAAGAAGUAGGUCGAAAUCUGCUGGAUCAAGACAGUCGAGAUCAAGAUCAAGAUCUGGAUCAAGAAAAUCGCGUUCAAGGUCGGGUUCGAGGCAUUCCAGACAAAGUUCUGGAUCUAGAAAGUCAAGAUCAGGCUCAAGGAGGUCUCGCAGUAGAUCUGGCUCUAGAAAUUCGCGACCUGAAUCGAGAAAAUCACGCUCAGGAUCUAGAAAAUCAAGGUCAAAGUCUAGAUCGAGAUCAAGAUCAGGUUCAAGAAAAUUUCGAUCAAGAUCAGGUUCAGCAAGAUCACGUUCAAAUUCCCCAAAAUCCCGUUCAAGAUCAGGAUCUAGAAGAUCACAUUCCGGAUCGCGAUCAAAAUCUCGGUCUAAAUCGCGAUCGAAAUCUCGUUCUAAAUCGCGCUCAAAAUCCCGUUCUAAAUCGCGAUCAAAAUCCCGUUCUAAAUCGCGAUCAAAAUCCCGUUCUAAAUCGCGAUCAAAAUCCCGAUCGAGAUCGCGAUCAAAAUCUCGUUCGAAAUCGCGGUCAAGAUCUAGAUCAGUUAGGUCUCGGUCAGGUUCGCGAUCACGUUCAAGAUCAGUACGAUCAAAAUCACGUUCAAGAUCAAAAUCACGUUCGAGAUCGAAAUCACGUUCAAUAUCGAAGUCACGGUCAAGAUCGAAAUCGCGUUCAAGGUCGAAAUCGCGUUCAAGAUCGAAAUCGCGUUCAAGAUCAAAAUCUCGUUCAAGGUCGAGAUCUGGAUCGGCAAGAUCUAGAUCGGGUUCGAGAGCGUCUAGAUCAAAAUCGCGUUCACAUUCCAGAUCGCGCUCAAGAUCUGGAUCGCGAAAAAACCGAUCAAGAUCGCGAUCAGGUUCGGCGAAGUCUCGAUCUGUAUCGAGAUCAAGAAGUCGAUCCAGAUCGACUUCAAAAAGGGGUUCAAAAUCGAGAAGUCGUUCUAGGUCUGGAUCAAGAAGAUCGCGAUCUGGGUCUGUUAGGUCAAAAUCUAGGUCGAGAUCAAGAUCCGAAGAUGAAGGUGUAACUGCUCGAAAACGUCGUUUAAUUGAUAGCGAUGAAGAAGAAGGCGCUGGACCAAGUAAAGUAUCUAAACCAAUUGAAAGUGAUGAUGAAGCAGCUGGUCCCUCUGAAGAGCGACCCGAAACUCAAGAAGGGCCUCAAGAACCAACAAAGGCAUCAUUGACAGACUCAGAUGAUGGAAUUGAUGAUAACCGUGGAGGAGAUGUGUAUCCCUACAUGAAUUUGGAUGGACUAUCAGAUUUCGACAUUAUGUUACAACGAAAAAAAGAGGAAAAAUCGGGCCGUAGAAAACGCAAAGAUAUCGAUAUAAUUAACGACAAUGAUGACAUAAUAGCCCAAUUAUUAGCCGAUAUGAAGAAUGCGGCAGAAGACGAUAGAAGACUGAAUCAGAGUAGCCAGCCGGCAACGAAAAAGAUUGGGAUGUUACCGAAAGUAAUGUCUCAAUUAAAAAAGCACGAUCUCCAAUUGGCGUUUAUUGAACACAAUGUUUUGAGCGUUUUAACCGAUUGGUUGGCGCCAAUGCCUGAUAGAUCUAUGCCGUCUUUACAAGUUAGGCAGGCAAUUUUGCAGCUAUUAUGGGAGUUUCCAAGAAUUGAUCAACAAACGUUAAAACAUUCUGGAAUUGGCAAAGCUGUUAUGUAUUUGUAUAAACACCCAAAAGAAGUUAAAGAGAAUAAAGAGAGAGCUGGGAGAUUGAUUAGCGAAUGGGCUAGACCAAUUUUUAAUUUAUCAGCUGAUUUUAAAGCCAUGAGUCGUGAAGAGCGCAUGCAAAGAGACAUUGAGCAAAUGCCAAAAAGAAGACGUGAAAGUGAUACAUCAUCUUAUUCGGAAAAGAAAGAUAUAAGUAAAGCGUUUAAUGAAGAGGGAAAGCCACUUAGACCAGGUGAUAAAGGAUGGAUUGGAAGAGCCAGAGUUCCUGUCCCAUCAAAUAAAGAUUACGUUGUACGACCAAAAUGGCACACAGAAGUCGAUAUAAGUAGGUCGAGUAAGAAGCAAAUGAACCGGUUUGAGAAGCAUUACAAGAAUUUCAUUGACAAUAAAAGGAAUAAAUCAUCGAGGCGAGCCGUUGAAAUUUCUAUUGAAGGAAGAAACAUGGCGUUGUAAAUGUGCUGUUGUAAUAUUUAUAGGUUAUGAAGUUUUAAUUUGUAUUUUGACGUUCUUCGUGUUGGAUUUACGAAAGUUAUCGUAGGAUUCAUUUUUUUGUUCUUUAAUUAUGAUAAAGAAAUUUAAUUUUUUUCUGUAGGAUUGUUCCUUUGUAUAACGAUACGAAAAUGAAGUAUUAUCACAAAUGUUUUUUGAUGAAUUAUUUGAAAUAUUUUGUCACUGCUAUAAUAAUAAAUAAUAAAUACAAGAAUUAA
Messenger RNA from Onthophagus taurus, 2775 nucleotides. Its product is annotated as IWS1-like protein. The record is from RefSeq and is a predicted model, not a curated record. Gene Ontology annotation, biological process: poly(A)+ mRNA export from nucleus. Gene Ontology annotation, cellular component: nucleus. NCBI's taxonomy places the organism in Eukaryota, Metazoa, Arthropoda, Insecta, Coleoptera, Scarabaeidae.